AUGGAAGAACAAGAUAAAGACAUGGAUAAAAUGAGACAAGAUAUUAAUAAUCUUGGGGAACAAGUUUCAAAAAUACUGGAAUUGCUUUCAGCAGGAAAAGGAAAAGUCGUCGUAGAAACAGCACAAUCAAGUAAUCCGGUUCAAGACACCGAUGAUCCCAUUUAUCCCCCAGGAUUUACGCCACGCCACAUGAACGCUACACAGUCUCAAACCGCUCAACAUUAUGUUGCUAUGAAUCCACUUUUUGAUGUUCCACCUCCUGUCCCAGAUAUAGAACAAUUGGAAACUCAGGCUAAAAUUCAAGACAUGGGGCAAAAUGAAAACACUCCGGCUAAGCAAAAACUAGAUGUUUUGGAAGAAAGAUUGCGAGCAAUUGAAGGGACUGAUGUUUAUGGAAAUAUAGAUGCAACACAGUUGUGUUUAGUACCGGGUUUGAUCAUUCCAACAAAGUUUAAAGUUCCCGAAUUUGACAAAUAUGAUGGAUCAUCGUGUCCAAGGAGUCAUCUUAUAAUGUAUUGUAGAAAGAUGGCAGCGCAUAUUGGUAAUGAUAAAUUGUUGAUCCAUUGCUUUCAGGACAGUUUGACUGGUCCAGCUACUCGAUGGUAUAUUCAAUUAGAUAAUGCACACAUUCAUGUUUGGAAGGAUUUAGCUGAUGCAUUUCUAAAGCAAUACAAACAUAAUAUUGAUAUGGCUCCAGAUCGUUUAGACUUACAACGGAUGGAGAAGAAAAGUUCAGAAAGCUUUAAAGAAUAUGCUCAACGAUGGAGAGAUAUAGCCGCAGAGGUUCAACCACCAUUAACAGACAAAGAAAUGACAUUUAUGUUUAUGAAUACUUUGCGGGCGCCGUUCUAUGAUCGAAUGAUUGGUAAUGCUACAACCAAUUUUUCUGACAUUAUUGUUAUUGGUGAAAGAAUUGAAUAUGGGAUAAAACAUGGGAGGUUAAUAGAGACUUCAGCUGAGUAUGGUGGAUUAAAGAAAGGAGCAACACCUAAGAAGAAAGAAGGUGAGGUUCAUGCAAUUGGUUUUCCUAAUUUAGGGAACCACAAAUCAACUUUUGGCCAAAGAAAACAUGACCAAAGUUUUCCUUCAUAUAUAAGCAAUGUUACUCAUAUCCCUUAUAACAACUAUGGUAGCAAGACCAACUCAGAAACAUUUCGAUUUGACCCAAUUCCUAUGACAUAUACAGAGCUUUUACCUCAGCUAGUUCAUAAUCGACAGUUAGCUCCUAUCCCAAUAAAUCCUAUACAACCUCCUUAUCCAAAAUGGUAUGAUCCAAAUGCUCGAUGUGAUUAUCAUGCCGGAGGAGUGGGACACUCAACUGAAAAUUGUUUAGCUUUGAAAAGGAAGGUGCAAUCUUUAAUUAAUGCUGGAUGGUUGAGCUUCAAAAAAGCUGGUGAGAAGCCGGAUGUCAACAACAAUCCACUUCCUAAUCAUGAAAAUUCAAAAGUGAAUGCGAUAGAUUGUUUUGUUGGAAAGUGUAAAAAUGAAGUUCAUGAGAUAAGGAUGCCUAUGGAAACACUUUUUGAAGGUCUUUUUGAAGCAGGAUAUGUUAGUUUGGAGUAUUUAGACCCCAAUAUAAGAUACGAAGGAUACGAUGAAGGCAAACGUUGUAUAUUCCAUCAAGGAGUUGCAGGCCACCUAUCCAACGAUGUUAUACUCACAGUAUACGAAGGACAAGGAAAAGAUGAGAUGAAAGACAAUAAAAUAUGUACAUUAAUGGGUGAAGUUGCAAAAAAGGAAAAUCCCUUUUUACCAAGGCCUUUGACAGUCUUUUAUCAAGAAAAUCGUAAUAAAUCAAGUUCUUGCAAUCCUAAACAACUCAUUGUCGAAGUACCGAGUCCUUUCAAAUUUAAGGAUUUGAAAGCGGUGCCAUGGCGGUAUGAUUGCCAAGUCAUUACAGGUCCUUCAGUUGAUAAUAUUACAGGAAUCAGCGGGAUAACUCGAAGUGGAAGAUGUUAUAAACCAGAUAAUUUAACAGCUCCUUCAAGUAGUUUAACAUUGGGGCAAGGGAGGAAAAGUGAGAAAAGAAAUGUGAAUGAACAUGACAAAGAGCAGGAUGUAGAGAUGUCUGUCAUAGCAAAAGAUAUAGAAUGCAAAAAACCUGUUACAGAUGAGGCAGCAAACGAAUUCUUGAAAAUAGUAAAACAAAGUGAGUAUAAGAUCAUAGAGCAAAUGCAUAAUACUCCAGCUCGAAUUUCUUUAUUAUCUUUGUUUUUAAAUUCAGAGCCUCAUCGCAAAGUGCUAUUAGAUAUUUUGAAUAAGGCACAUGUUGGACAUGACAUUUCAGUGGAAAAGUUCAGCGGAAUUAUUGGAAGCAUUACGUCUUCAAAUUCUAUAGUCUUCACGGAUGAUGAAAUUCCCCCUGAAGGUUUAGGCCAUAUAAAAGCACUGCAUAUUCAAGUGAAGUACAAGGAUUAUGUUAUAGCAAGAGUUUUAGUGGAUAACGGUUCAGCUCUUAAUAUAAUGCCUAAAUCUACACUAUUAAAGCUCCCAGUGGACAUGUCAUACAUCAAAUCAAGUACUAUGGUAGUGAGAGCUUUUGAUGGAUCACGAAGAGAAGUAAUUGGUGACAUUGAAUUACCAAUCAAAAUUGGCCCAUGUACUUUCAAUAUAGUCUUUCAAGUAAUGGAGAUAACACCUACUUACAGCUUUUUGUUAGGUCGUCCUUGGAUUCACUCUGCAGGAGUGGUGCCAUCUACAUUGCAUCAAAAAUUGAAAUUUAUUGUUGGGAGUAAGAUGAUUUGUUUAAUGGGAGAGGAAGAUUUUCUGAUAACAAAACCGAUAUCAACCCCAUAUGUGGAGGCAACAGAAGAAGCUUUAGAGUGUUCUUUUCGCUCUUUUGAAAUUGCUCAUGCAACUAUGAUGGAAGCAACUGCAGGUGAAGUAAUAAAGUCACACAUGCCUAAAGUUACGACAAAAAGGAUGAUGAGAAGUGGAGGAUAUGGUUUGAAUCAAAGCUUGGAAACACUUCUAAAUACACCAAGCAAUGAAGGGAGAUUUGGUUUGGGUUAUAUGCCAAACGUAUAUGAUAAAAUUAGGCUUCAAAAAGAAAAGAAGAAAAGGUGUUUGGAAAAGCAAGGGAUGAUGGUGUUUGAUCCAAGUCUAAAAUUUAUACCAGCAUUAUAUGAUACUUUCAAGAGUGCUGGUAUAAGUUACUCAUCACGUGACUCUGAUUCAAAACAUUGUUUGUUAACAAAGAUGGAGAGUUUAUCAAUUGCAGCAGUGGCACAAGAAGCAUCAUUUGAAGAUGAAACAGUUUAUGCAUGUCCACCUAAUUUUGAGCUUAACAAUUGGGAUGUUUUUCUUUCUUGCAUCUUGCAAAUUAAACACAAAAGUCCAAACUUUUUCAUAGACAACAUUCAUAAGAACGAAGAUGUUAGUAAUUCCAGUUCUACCCUUGAUACCUUAAUAUACACUAUGGAAUCUGACAAAGAGAGUGACGAUGAAAAUGCUGGGAGAAUAUCCUCAGAACUGUUAAGAUUAGUAGAAGAAGAAGAUAAGGUCUUAGGUCCUCACCAAGAGCUAGUUGAAGUAAUCAAUUUGGGUUCUCAGGAGGAAUCAAAAGAGGUAAAAAUUGGCACAUCAAUGACCAGUGAAACUCGAAAAAAAAUAAUCAAUUUGUUACGUGAGUACUCAGAUAUUUUUGCUUGGAGUUAUCAGGAUAUGCCGGGGUUAAAUACGGAUAUUGUAGUACAUCGUGUUCCUUUGAAGCCAGAAUGCAAUCCAGUAAGACAAAAGCUACGUAAAAUGAAGCCUGAUAUAUUGAUUAAAAUAAAAGAGGAAGUACAAAAACAAAUUGAAGCAGGAUUCCUCAUAGUCUCCAAAUAUCCUGAAUGGGUGGAAAUUGUUCCAGUACCUAAAAAAGACGGAAAAGUGAGAAUGUGUGUGGACUAUAGAGAUUUAAAUCGAGCUAGUCCAAAAGAUAACUUCCCUUUACCUCACAUCGACAUGUUGGUGGAUAACACUGCAGGAUAUUCAACUUUCUCCUUCAUGGAUGGUUUCUCAGGAUAUAAUCAAAUCAAAAUGGCUGAAGAAGAUAGAGAAAAAACAACAUUCAUUACCCUUUGGGGAACAUUUUGCUACAAAGUAAUGCCUUUUGGUUUGAAAAAUGCCGGGGCAACAUAUCAGCGAGCAAUGGUUACACUUUUUCAUGAUAUGAUGCAUAAGGAAAUAGAGGUGUAUGUUGAUGAUAUGAUUGCAAAAUCCAAGGCAAAUGAAGAUCAUACAACUAUACUUCAAAAAUUAUUCGAUCGGUUGAGAAUCUCGGGAAAACUGUUGGGAUUCAUUGUCAGUGAAGAAGGGAUCAAAGUAGACCCAGAUAAAGUGAAGGCUAUCAUGGACAUGCCAUCCCCUGAAACGGAAAAAGAAGUUCGAGCCUUUCUUGGAAGACUGAAUUACAUAUCCAGAUUUAUCUCACAUUUGACCCCAACUUGCGAACCAAUCUUCAAGCUUUUACGUAAAAAUAAUCCAGGAAAAUGGAAUGAGGAUUGUGAAGAAGCUUUCAACAAAAUUAAGCAAUAUCUACAAAGCCCACCUGUAUUGAUACCUCCAGCUCCAGGACGGCCGUUAAUCCUAUACUUGACGGUUUUAGAAGGUUCUAUGGAUGGUGUUCUAGGACAACAUGACUUAUCAGGAAAGAAAGAGCAUGCUAUUUAUUAUUUAAGCAAAAAAUUCACCGAUUAUGAGUCGAAAUACUCAAUGUUAGAGCGAACUUGUUGUGCUUUGGUAUGGACCGCUCACCGUUUGAGGCAAUAUAUGUUAUAUCAUACGACAUGGCUUAUUUCAAAAAUGGAUCCAAUAAAAUACAUUUUUGAGAAACCGUCAUUAUCUGGUAGAAUUGCAAAGUGGCAAGUUUUGUUGUCAGAGUAUGAUAUUGUUUAUGUUACUAAAAAAGCAAUAAAGGGAAGUGCGCUUGCUGAUCAUUUAGCUGCCCAACCAGUAGCAGAUUACGAGCCAAUGAGCGUUGAUUUUCCUGAUGAAAACAUAUUUUUAGUUGAAAAUGAUGCUACGGAUCAUGAGACUUGGAUUAUGCUUUUUGAUGGUGCCUCAAAUGAGUUGGGACAUGGGAUUGGAGUUGUACUAAUUUCCCCAAAAGGAAAGGUAUUUCCCCUAACAGCUAAGUUAUGUUUUGAAUGCACUCACAAUAUCGCUGAAUAUGAAGCUUGUAUUAUGGGACUUCAAGCAGCAAUCGACAUGAGUGUUAAAAAGUUGAAAGUUUUGGGUGACUCAAUGCUAGUAAUACAUCAAGUCAAGGAAGAAUGGGAAACAAGAGAUGCUAAAUUGGUUCCUUAUAGCCAAUACAUUGCAAAAUUAUCUCAAAAUUUUGAGAAAAUUUCAUUUGACCAUGUUCAUAGGGAAGACAAUCGAAUGGCAGAUGCAUGCACCCUGACAGUCAUGUUUAAUCUUAAUCUUGAGUAUGAGCUGUAUCCAAUCCAAAUUACGAAAAGAGAUGCGCCGGCAUAUUGCAUGAAUAUUGAAAAUGACAACAAGCCAUGGUAUUUUGAUAUCAAGCAAUACAUAAAGUGUAGAGAAUAUCCAUAUGGAGCUUCAAAGAAUGACAAACGCACAAUAAGAAGGUUGGCCAUGAACUUUUUCUUAAGUGGUGAAGUUCUUUAUAAAAGAAACCAUGAUAUGGUACUCCUUCGGUGUGUUGAUGUGGAAGAAGCAAAACAAAUUAUGAUAGAAAUUCAUGAAGGAAUAUGUGGAACACAUGCUAACAGACAUACUAUGGCCAGACAAAUACUUAGAUCUGGUUAUUAUUGGACAAUGAUGGAAUCAGACUGCAUAAAAUAUGCAAGAGAAUGUAAAAAGUGUCAAAUUUACAUGGAUAGGAUUCAUGCAGCAGCAUCUCCAUUGCAUGUCUUGUCAGCACCAUGGCCAUUUUCUUUGUGGGGAAUUGAUGUUAUUGGACCCAUUGAUCCUAAAGCCUCAAAUGGUCAUCGUUUUAUUCUUGUAGCCAUUGAUUACUUCACUAAAUGGAUAGAGGCGGCAUCUUACUGCAAUGUUACAAGAGGAGUGGUACUCAAGUUUAUAAAAAAAGAGUUGAUCUGUCGUUAUGGUCUACCAGAGGGUAUUAUUACAGAUAAUGCCAAGAACCUUAAUAACAAAAUGAUGGACGAACUUUGUGAGAAAUUCAAGAUCAAUCACAGAAAUUCGACUCCAUAUCGCCCCAAGAUGAAAGGGGCAGUUGAAGCAGCCAACAAAAAUAUUAAAAGAAUUAUUGAGAAGAUGACAACAACAUACAAAGAUUGGCAUGAAAUACUACCGUUUGCAUUGCAUGGAUAUCGCACAUCAGUUCGUACUUCAACAGCAACACCAUUUUCUUUGGUUUAUGGUAUGGAAGCUGUCCUACUAGAAGUUGAGAUACCUUCAUUGAGAGUUCUCAUGGAAGCUAAGUUAGAUGAAGCUGAAUGGAAAAGAAGUCGUUAUGAGCAGUUGAAUUUCAUUGAAGAAUAACGUUUGACAGCAUUAAGUCAUGGACAACUUUACCAAAAAAGACUAAUGCGAGCAUACAAUAAAAAGGUACACCCUCGAAGUUUUCGAGAAGGAGAUUUAGUGUUAAAAAGGAUACUUCCAUUUCUAAAGGACCAUCGAGGAAAAUGGACUCCUAAUUAUGAAGGUCCGUUCGUGGUAAAAACAUUUUCAGGAGGAGCUUUACUUUUAACCAAUAUGGAUGGUGUUGAGUUAAAAAAUCCGGUGAAUUCAGAUUAUGUUCGAAGAUACUAUGCGUGA
Molecule: messenger RNA, 6732 nt
Organism: Cucumis sativus (cucumber)
Lineage: Eukaryota; Viridiplantae; Streptophyta; Magnoliopsida; Cucurbitales; Cucurbitaceae
Biological process (GO): DNA integration
Molecular function (GO): RNA-DNA hybrid ribonuclease activity; nucleic acid binding
Source: RefSeq, a predicted model, not a curated record